GUAAAUGUUGGAGACGAUAGGAAAAUAAGAUGUGAAGAGGGUUUUUUUUUUAGGCCAAACGUUUACUAAACUAUGAUGAAUGGUGGAGGUGCUUCAAUAAGCAGCAGCAGCAGCAGUCUUAUCUCUUCGACACACACACACAGCUUGGCCGGAACGUUAUCCACACAGCGUGACCCUGUGCCCACCUCUCUCUCUCUCUCUCACACACACACACACACACACACAAGCACACACACCUUGCUGCAUUGUGACUGAGGUAGAAACAGGAGUGGAAGAGCAGAAAGGAGGACGUAGUGGAGCAGCACUGAACAGUCUAAAGAGCUCAAUCAGGCAGAAGUGUACCUAUAAAGCAGAACUAUAACAGAACUAUAACCUCAAAUAAAAACGCCCUCUCACUAGUAUUGAAACCUACGUAUACAAGCUGCAACUGUCCCUUUAAGAAACAUGACACAGGAAGAAAGUGAAAGUAGUGGUUAUUCUUGGGAAACGUCCUCUUUGUACUCUGUAGCCCGACACACAGAUAAAUGGCCUUGAGCACCACUCUCUUAUCUGAGGAGCAGCUGCUUUGUUCCAUCUGCUUGGACGUGUUCACUCGACCCGUUUCCACUCCAUGUGGACACAACUUCUGCAUGACCUGCAUCACAACCUACUGGAGCGACACACCCGUGUGCCAGUGCCCGCUCUGUAAGGAGACGUUUGAACGGAAACCAGAACUCAAGGUCAACACUUUCAUUUCAGAGCUGGUGUCACAGUUUAUGUCACUUCAAAUAACAGAUGCUCACAUCCGGAGCCUAGAGCAACAGCAGGCUAACUCUGGCAGUACAGUGCUGUGUGACAUUUGUACUGGCACCCAGGAAAACGCUGUUAAAUCCUGCCUGGAGUGUCUGACUUCUUACUGCAAUGUUCAUCUAGAGCCUCAUCACAGAGCUGCCGGACUGAAGAGACACACGCUGGUUAACCCUCUGACAAGGCUGGAGGACAGGAUCUGCAAGGAGCAUAACCGCCUCCUUAUUCUGUUCUGUAAAAACGACAAGGUUUUGCUGUGCGACAUCUGUAGUGGUUCACGGCACAUGAACCACAAUGUUGUCACCGUGGAGCAAGCAUACAAAGAGAUGAAGGAUCUGUUGAAAGACACAGAGGCUAAAGUGCAGCACAUGAGCCAGCAAAGGCAGCAGAAGGUAAGAGCCAUGGAGGAGUCACUGAAACAGAGAAGGAGAGAAACCGAUGAUGUGCUAGCAAACAGCGAGCAGGACUUAACGGCACUGGUGUCUGAGAUUCAGAAAAGCCAGAUGGAGCUGGUAAAGGUGAUGGAGGAGAAGCAAAAAGAUGCAGAAGAAGAAGUGAAUAGUCUUAUUAGUGAUAUGGCGCGGGAGAUCGCUGAGCUGCAGAGGACAGCGAUGAAGCUGAGGGAGCUGAAACAGACCAAAGACCAGCUCUGUUUCCUCCAGAAAUUCCCAAACUCAUGUUCUCUGCCUCAGAUGAUGGACUUGUCCACAUUCAGCUUGAACAGACACCUGAAGAUACAGCAUGUACGGAAAUUUAUGAGCAGCUCAGUGUCUCAACUGCAAAUGUUGGUGAAUAAAAUGAACACAGAAAUAAAAAGAUUCACUGACGGUACAGGCGUGUCAGAAGCCCUCACGCUGAGAUACAUGCAGCAGUACGAAGUGAACAUCUUCCUCGAUCCUGAUACGGCUCACCCUCUGCUUGUUGUAUCUGAGAAUGGGAAACAGGUGAGAUACACCAUGGGUUCAGGUGUGUGGGAGGUCUCGAGCCUGAACCCAGACAUGUUUAUGGAGCAUCUUGCUGUUCUGGGACAGAUAGGCUUCUCAUCUCGUAAGUUUUACUUUGAGGUGUUUGUCGGUCCAAAGACCGAAUGGUGUCUGGGCGUGGCCACGGCUUCGCUCCCGAGGAGAGGGGGGCUCGCUCGGACGCCUCAGUGUGGACUCUGGGUCAUCUGGUUCCUGGAGGAUAAAUUUGAAACCUACUGUUCUCCAGGCGUGCCAGUACACUGGGGGAAAGUGGAGAGGGUCGGCGUGUUUGUGGACUAUGAUGGAGGACAAAUAUCAUUCUAUGACGUACAGACCACAACACUUAUUUACUCCUUUACCGAGUGUUCCUUCACUGAGGAGCUGUAUCCCUACUUUAAUCCUUGUGACAAUGAAUAUGGCUCAAACUUAGGCCCAAUGAUAAUUGUUCCUGUGAGUGACGUGACGUGAACUGAGGCUUAAGAGACUCAAAUGCAACUGAUGUUUCAUUAAAUCACACCUUAUAUCAAACCAGGACUUUCAGCCUUUAUAAUCAUAAAGCAUUAAUGGAGAGAAAUCAUUUUCGUGUGUAGCCUAAGUAUACUGGCACUAGGUUUUUACAACAUUAACCAGUUGUAUAAUAAUGGCUGAUUAUGUUCUAAAGAUCUGUGAUGUUUCACAGGUGUGAUGCGUUCAGACGCUUUGUUACAGAACAUAUUUGGACAUUGUCGUGUGUGUUUGUUCAUUGUUUAUAGAAUAGCAUCCACUUCCUGGUGCCUACAGGAGGAGUUAUAGAAGUUCACAUUAAUAAACACUUAGAUCUGCAACUGCUUCAAACUUAUAAACACUAUAUUAAAUAUUUAUGCAUGAAGUCGUCUCUUGUUUUUAAUUCCUACCCUACGCUAACAUGUUUAAAUCAUGUUUGUUUUUAUGAGCUAUAUCUUGUUGCUGUUAACAUUUGUUGGUGGUGAUGAGCUAAAUAAUGUUUUAGGCUCUUUAUUCACUGUAAUAGAAUAAAACUUUUCUAUUUAGCUUGAUGAAAGUACAAAAACAUUACAUGACAAAACCAGGCAGCAUUUCCAUCACCAUUUUAAAACAUUUCUUGGUUUAUUUCUAUUUUCACUCUGUGUGUUUGCAUUUUCACAAUUUGUAAAUCUCGCUUCCUCCUCCAUCCCUGUCCUGCACGUCUCAUUCAAGCUCUUUGAUUCAUAACACCCAAAGCGCGCGCACACACACACAACACUUGUCGCUGCCAACACCCUCCUCAUCGCCACGACAACGGCACUCUGCCCAUCGCCAUGGGAACGCUCAGUCUCCCUGCUCCCAUAAUCCAUUUCCCAGCAACAAUGAGCAUUUGACACGGUUCACACUCGGAGGCUUGCUGUAAGGGGGGUGGGUGUGUGGCAUCUUCUACACAAAACCUGCACACAAUAAAUACAGAAUAUGGAAGAAGUACCGUUUCUUAAUGUUUCACCUCCUUUUAUUAGGCUAAAAUGUAAAAUGAUUGAUCUCUUUUUCCAAGGUUUCCUCCAUUUGUUUGUGCUUACAAAAAGUUAAAAUGUAAUUAAUGUAAUGACUAUUGUAAUUUGACUUAACAGCCUGCUUUUAAUCAGAAAGCUUAAAAAUAUUAUAGAACCUUUCCAGACAGACCUAAAUUAGAAUCAGUAGACUGCAUCAAUCGUCAGUCAAACACUGGAGGGACAAGCCUAAGUAUUUCAUUAUUAACUCUUCAACUAGCAGCUGCAUGUCACAGAAACACAGACCACACACACAGAGGUGGAAAAAGACCAUGCACCACACAGCAAACAGGGGGUGCAUGUGCACAGAAGGGAAAAAGUAACAGACCGGCAGUGACUGAUGUGGUUUUUCUUUUUCAUUUGUAAAUAUGUUACAGUAAAGUGAGCUGCAAGAGGCCAAACUGUUGCAUACCAUGUGUCCAAGAAAUGACAGUGAAAAAACACCACAAAUGUUCUCUAUUUGUCUUGUUUGUAAAUCUGAUAAAACAAUCAGCUUUGU
Monopterus albus (swamp eel) is the source of this 3761-nucleotide messenger RNA. Its product is annotated as zinc finger protein RFP-like. The transcript is spliced from 2 exons. Lineage: Eukaryota; Metazoa; Chordata; Actinopteri; Synbranchiformes; Synbranchidae. Gene Ontology annotation, molecular function: zinc ion binding; protein binding. The record is from RefSeq and is a predicted model, not a curated record. The coding region runs from base 525 to 2216 and encodes 563 amino acids.